Messenger RNA from Polychytrium aggregatum, 2895 nucleotides. RefSeq names its product periplasmic binding protein-like I. Lineage: Eukaryota; Fungi; Chytridiomycota; Chytridiomycetes; Polychytriales. The transcript has 25 exons. The record is from RefSeq and is a predicted model, not a curated record. Gene Ontology annotation, cellular component: membrane. Bases 1 to 2895 code for a protein of 964 amino acids. Gene Ontology annotation, biological process: G protein-coupled receptor signaling pathway. Gene Ontology annotation, molecular function: G protein-coupled receptor activity.
AUGCGUAUCCUCGAUUUCAAGCUGGCUGGAACAGCUCUAGCUGUCUGCGGCCUACUCUUCCUGGAUCAAACUUUGGCCGAUUCGCCUUGCUACACCCCUGCCUCUUGCGACUGGAGGUUUACCAACUCAACAGCAUACUCCCUGUCAAAGCAAAGCGAAAGCAGUCCCGUCAUUCGGAUCGGCGUGUUCGUCCCGUACUCGGCCAGUCUACCAAACGUAUCAGCCGGAGACCCAGACUCAGGGCGAUACUGGUGGAAUGCAGGUGAAGGAUACUAUUCGGCUCUUGUCGCGGCCGAUUCGAUCAACAAGAAGAGCCUCGGUCUGUUCCUGCAGAGGCUGGAGACGGUCAUCAUCGACGACUAUGUCAAUGUCUAUAACGGAGACUCUAUGAUUGCCCAAUCGGCACUCAGUAUCAUCGGCGCCGUGGAAAUGGAUCCCUCGAUCUCAGGCUACCACGGAUUUGUUGGCGAUAGCUUCUACCCUCCAGGAGUCGAACUGCAGUCGUUAGUGGCAUCGACAUACUCGAUACCUAAUUUGCUUCAGUACUGCUCAUAUUCGUACCAAGAUGAGCUGUCAGAGAAAAAAAAGAACCUGAGAAAGACAUUCUUUCGAACAGUCGCAGACAAGAUUUCUGCCGGAGCAGCAAUUGUGGACUUUGUGCAAGAUAUAGGAUGGACAAAGAUUGCGGUUUUGGUGACGCAAAACUCAGCAAAGGGCUCAGCCCGGGGUAUACUCUCGGGGCUUAUCGAGCGGGCCUCGAGUCGAGCCCUCACUAUCCUUCAGAUAUCAUCAUUCGGAAGCGGAGACACGCAGUCGUGGCAGAUGCGAAGCGGGCCGCCGACUGGGGACUGGGAUAAGCCGUUGAUGGAGAUUGCGAGCUCCAAUGCCAGGAUCAUUGUCGUGCUUGGAGAUAGCAUCGAAACUUCGGUGCUCUGGAUGAAGGGCCCUGCAUAUACAGCUUCCGUUCGACUCACCUCCCUCCUUGACCACUUUGAUAGACGCUUUGGCCUGACGGGUCCGCGAUACGUCUGGAUCACGACUAGCCGCCCGGGAACUGUGGCUGAGCUGGAAACCCUAAAGCAGCAAUAUGCACUCAAUAUCACCACGGCCUUGGGUAUCCAGAACGUCGAUAGCUUUUACCAAGUAAUGGGUCCGAAGUCUGUCUUUCCCGCUCUGGAAAACUUCAACUUUCUCAACCAGAGCUACUACUAUGCUCCUGUCACGGAAGGCAGUUCCGCACCAUACAUAUACGACUGUGUUCGAGCAAUUGCGCUCGGCUACCACAAGGUUCUCCUCUAUAACGAUACAUAUCAAAACCUGGACGUCGACAUCGGCAGCGUAAUGAACAGGGCGAUCGAUCAAAAUGUGCUGAGCCCGCAGCUGUUUUCGGCAAAUCAGCCCGGCGCAACUCCUGGCAACACGAAUUUCGAUGAUCUCGGAAACGCCGUCGAAGGCACCCUGUAUUUUGUCAAAUUGGACUCGACACGAAGCUGCGGAAUAUUUGGCGGAGACUGCCGAAGCCUCGACAUUGCUUCUGUCGUCAGCUUCUUUCAGGAUCCAGCGGUAGUGCGGCGGGUUGUGAUGACUCAGCCACCAACUUUUCCAAACCGUGACUACAAUGGGCAUCCCAUCGACAUGGUCACAACGGCAAGAAACUACACCAUACCGAUCGACUACCCUUUGGCUGUGGCCAUCAACACAACAUGGGAUACCAAGGGCUGGUCGCGAAGUCUGGCCUCCGUCAUCAUUGCUAUCAAUAUCGCCAUGCUCCUCCGGGUGUGGAUUCGAUCGAAAAGCCCGCUGAUAUCAAGCAUCGGGCCAGCCUAUUGCACGUUGUUACUCUUGUCCUCGUGCCUGGUGUUGUCCAGCAUCUUCCUCUAUCAAGUCGUGCCUUCCGAUGUGAAUUGUCUCAUCCGGCGGAUUCUUCCGAAUGUUUCAUAUGGGCUCUACUCGAGCGCCAUACUCGUGCGAUUUCAUUAUCUCUACACCACACAGGCCGCCAAGCGCGCUGGAAUCGCACCCGUGAAUCCAUAUCGAUAUAUGAUCGUGGCGUUUGUUGUGACCCUUGUUGAAGCGGUGAUGCUUAUCAUAACUGCAAGCCUGAUACCAACGAAGCCCGAUGCUGCAGACAACCCGGUGGCACUGACGUUCCUAGUCUCGUGCGCGUCAAACGACUUUCAGUUCACAAACACAUACUUUGUUGUUGUGGCACCCUUCAACGCUCUGAUUACUGCCGUGCCCUUCUUCCUCGUCGUCACUUCCCCAUAUGCCAGCCAUUGCGCCAAGGACUUCAAGUGGCUCAAGAUCUCGGUGAUUCACAACAUCGUGCUUGUCGCUGUCUUCAUCGUGCUGACAACACAAGUACAACAUAUCGAGGCCCAGUUCGCGGUCCAGAUCAGCGGAUAUCUGCUCGUGGCUGUUGCCGUUGCUUAUGUCCCGCUGAUGCCGCUGGUGCUCGAGAUGUUUCGGCGGACAUCUCAAUCGGCAGGUGUGGGUCCCGCAGGCCAGCCGUCGCAGACGGUCGAGUUACCGCGCCCAAGCAACCUACAGAUCAAUGGUGUCAGUCUACCAGAAUACCGCAAGUUCACGAUAUUCAGAGACGUCGAAGUGGACCUGCCUCAAGGGCAUCCCUCUGAGAGCCCUACACAUGAUCCUUCGGGGAUGCAGGAGUCAAUAUUUAUCGAUCUCGAAAGCAGCUACAUCGAAUUCGACGAGGCGCUGGGAGUCCACCGGUUUUUCUUGAUCCGGGUCAUAUCCAGAGAAUCGCACUACUGCUUCAAAAUGGAGAGUGAGGCCGGGGUCCGGUCGCUCAUGAGGCACUGUGAAAAGCUACCAAACGUUUCGAUUGCCACCAACCCGCUUGCGCCUUGUUUCUGGAAAUCGAUAGGCAUCUGA